Molecule: messenger RNA, 6455 nt
Organism: Podarcis lilfordi (Lilford's wall lizard)
Lineage: Eukaryota; Metazoa; Chordata; Lepidosauria; Squamata; Lacertidae
Source: the annotation of a GenBank genome assembly
AUGGAGCAAGUACUGUUUGUAAACCACUGCUGAAUUUAACAGCGGUAGUAAAUAUUAGUAGCUCUGAUAUACUGUACAGGAGUAAGUCCCGAAAUGCAUGUGUUUAGUCUCUUCUUUAUUUUUUUUUCUUUUACAUUUUACACCACUUUGGGUUGAAUAUCUGGAAGACGACUCUUAUGUUUUUGAGGAGUUAGACUUCAUAUUGACGGGAUUCAAGAGAUGAAUUCUGGAUAUUUGUAACGAAGAGGUGAUUAAACGAGUCAUCUUUUGCUAUGAUCACUUUUGCCAUAUGCUUAUUUCCCAAUUCUUCAGAAAUAAACGUUUUGGACAGCUAAAAAUUGGUUUGCUCUGCAGAAUGCAGCAGCAAAAUACGAAGCAUCUUACUCGGCAACAUACUCCCCCUCCGAUAUGGCUAAAAUAGACAUCACUGUACUUCAUCGUUAUACAGUGCUGGUACGAUCGCAGUGCAAGAGUAUCCUGAGGUAUCCAUUGAAAGGUAGUUGAUUCAGACUAUGAGUCUCUGCUUUUGAAAUGAAAAUGUAUUAAAAGUGUUCGGUCAAGCAGUUACUUUGUUUUAAUAGUUAAUGUAAAUAAAUAUAUAGAUCAGUUAAUACUACGUCUCAAAGCAAAUGAUGUUUUGCAGUUAUUUUAUAAAUAUACUAGCUUCUCCAAAGUAUACAAUGUAAUGUCACUGUUUGGGAAAUCAAACUUGUGUGACUCAUGAGGUGUUCAUAGGCUGUCACCACUGCAAGGGUUACAUCUCUGAUUGCAACUGGAACAGAAAUCCAUCUGUUAAAGCUGUGAUUAAUUCAUUGAUCAACUGCCCAUGCCAACUAAUGGAUUCAUGCUUUUCGCCCUGAUUUGAGGAUUCCUUUAAAAGUCAGGUAUUUUAAGAUAGGUACUUCUUGCUUUGCAUCAGCAUCAUGAUUAGCACCGGAAAUGUGGAGCUUUCAAGUGAGUCCCCAUAUUUAACUGUGUGUUAAUAGGAUGGACACAAUCCAAAUAUAUUUCAAGUACAAGGAAAUUCUGAUUGCAAGGAAAAACAAUGACUAAUCUGAUGCAAAAAUGCCAGGUGCCAUCCAAAUCUAUUAAAUGUAAGUGGAGCUUUUCUAUAAUUUAAAAUGCAAUGUGGAUUACACUCUUUAGUAAUGACAAAUUACAGGCAAAAUAAUAGAAGCAGAUAAAAUAUGCUUACAGAUAGGCUAAAAUAAAUUGAAUAGUAAUAUUAGUUUAAUUUAUUACUUUUAAGAAUGCUCAUAGUACAGUUUCAGAAGUGGUGGUAGCCAUGUAUUUUAGCAGCUGAGGACGAAGUUUUGAUUGAACAAUAAUAUAUUUUUUUUAAAAAAUAAAAUAAAAAAUAAAUGAUCAUCCUCUGCAACUGGAAGUUUUGGCCAGCAAAAACAGGAAAAUAAUGCUUAAAAAUAACUAUUGAUCUUAUCUUUUUGAAGUGCUUUUAAACAUUUUUUUCUUACUGAAGUCUGCCCAAGCUGACUCAAACGUCAUCAGAUAAAUAUAGAAAAAUCGCCUCCUUGCCCGCUAGAAAGUUGAAGCAAGGUCAGGUCUACAUACAUAUCAUGUAAUUUAAGGUUGCCAGAUGUCUCUUACUUAAAGGACUUUCCUUAUUCCAGAACAGCACAGCUCCAUAAAUGCAAUGAUCAUCCCUCCUUACUUUAAAAUCUUCCAGCUCCAUAGAACUUCACAGAGACUUCAGCUUGGCAGUCUGCUAUGCUUUUAAAUUUUGAUCUGGCAACCUAAUUGCAGCAAAACUUCAUCCAGCAUGUGUGUAUAUUUCAUUAUUUCCCUGCCCUCAACUCCUACAGUGACAGUUUAGAUAACUCCACACUUACAUAAGCCUAGCUUUUCCCCCACUACAGUUUCUGGUUGUUCUUGCUAUCAGGGUUGUUAAAAAAAAAUCAUUUACCAUGAUUUUUUUUAUAGCUUUUUUCUGUUUUGUUUACAGUAGUAUUUAUAUUUGCAGCAAAGCAUUUGAAUCUAUUUUGAAGUGUGCUAAUUCAUACAGUAACAACCUCUAAAUAUAAUGCUGUAAUAAACAUUGUUGUGCAUUGUUGUUGAAUUCAGUCCUUCUCUACAUACUUGGCUGCAGCUGUCCUUCUGGUAUAUUAAGGCUACCGUCAAUUAAAACACCCACCAAGAUAACUAAGUUAUAGUGCAACAAUGGGGAAUCUGCGGACCUUCAGAAGUUGAUAGGCUGCAAUUCCCAUAAUCCUUGAACGUUGUCCGUACCCUUCUAGUGUCCCGAUUUUCCAGGGGGAAUCCUGGAAUUAAGAAAGCCAUCCCGGCUUCUGAUUUCAUCUCGAACUGUCCCUAUUUCCCCUGCCACUGCUGCUGCUGCUGCUGCUGAGCCUGGAGAAGAGGGUGAGCUGGGGCUUGUCCCAAGCAGAGGUGGUGGUGAAGGAGCACCCCACUGCCUCUCCAGGACUACAGUGGUACCUCAGGUUACAUACGCUUCAGGUUACAUACGCUUCAGAUUACACACUCCGCUAACCCAGAAAUAGUGCUUCAGGUUAAGAACUUUGCUUCAGGAUAAGAACAGAAAUUGGGCUCCGGCGGCGCGGCAGCAGCGGGAGGCCCCAUUAGCUAAAGUGGUGCUUCAGGUCAAGAACAGUUUCAGGUUAAGAACAGACCGCAGAAACAAAUUAUGUACUUAACCCAAGGUACCACUGUACUGCCGCUGGCCUCCUCCCUUGGGCAGCUUGUAGCGGCUGUAGGAGAGCAGAUGAGGAGGAGAAGGGGCUGUUGCCACUGAGGCCCAGCCCCACUGGUGGGAACCAAGGAGUGGUAGAGCGGAGCGCAAGGAGUCUUGGUUUUUUAAUUAAAGAAUGCUUUGUGCAUCCACAUCUAAUCCUCUUUUCUAAAAUUUAUUUGUUGGUGUAUGUUUUUCUUUUUGUAACCCUACCAAAGAAUAAAAUAAAAGCAGGAUUAAGGAGUUUUCUCAGGACAGUGGAGGGUGUGUGGGGCUGUGUCCCAUUGGUGAUGGCACCCACUCUUCUUCUGAUAGGAAAUGCUCUGCAGGGAGGGGAACAAAAAAAUGGGGGGGGUGUUGAGGAGGGUCUGUUGGGGAGGAAUAAGAAAUGUCCUUAUUUUCAUCUGAGGAAUGUUGGAGGGUUUGCAUUGUCCAUGCUGACUACGGCUGUUGGGAGUCAAACACCUGGAGAGCCACAGAUUCCUCACUCCUGUCUUGUGGUGUAAGAAGGGCUGGAAUGUAGCUGGAAGGAUGGGCAAACUUACUUAGCAAAAGCAUACUCGCCCGUGUCUCCAAAGACCUACUUUGGGUGCGCCUAUGAAUUUGGAUACAUAGAACAGAGCUUGGGAAAUUCAUUUUAAAAGGGCUUGUGUUAUGAUAUCCAAAAAAAGGAACAAGUUCCAGAUGCAGUUCAUCCUUUUAUAAAACUGACUAGUUCAUUUCAUCCAAAUGAUCGUCGGCAAUAUUUUUCACCAUUAACUAUAUGUUACAAGAUGCAAGGCUGAAGUAUAAAAUAUACUUUAUAACACUAAGAAAGCAUUGAAACAUACACACACAUACAGAGAGAGAGAGAGAGAGAGGGAGGAAUGUGAAUUGUUUAAAAUCCACGAAUGAUUAAAAAGUAUAAAUGUGUGUAAAAAAAAAUACAUGCAAAAGAGUGGACUUGAAGAUGAACUAGAAAUUAUUAGACCCCCCCCCCAAAAUAAAGUCCCAUUUGGAAUGCAGAACUUCUAAUUGUUUUAGAUCCCACCCAAUAUUAUUAUCAUGGUCCAUUAUUCUUCAGAGCCUUUCCAGAGACUUAACAAUGCCUCCAUCAUAGCUUGUUUUAAACUGUACAUUUUUCUAUGAAGUGCAAUAGUUAUUGGAUGGCAGAGUCAAGAUAAUUGAUGGUAAUUGGUUUUUUGUAGGGGGACAUCUUCAAUGAGCUCAUUUUGCUUCGGCAUCUUGCACUUUAGGAUAGUUAUAUUCAGCUGGCAUAAUAAAGCAAAUGGGGAUCCUUCAAGAGAUUGAAAUUUGCAUAUUAAAUAAAGGUAUAUUGAUUUCUCUCUUGGAAAUAUACCAGGCCAAGACACAAUGUUUCAUAUUUAAUAUUUCUUCUGGUACUUAAUUUUUUAAUAGGUUGGUAACAUGUAGAGUGUCUUGGCCUGCUUUACUCAUCUUUUUUAGCAAUAUUUUUUUGAGGGAGGGCUUUUCAAAUACCCAGUACUAGGUAAUGGGUGACUUUAAAUUUGCAUAUAUUUAAAUGAAUAACAAAAUGCUAAUAUACUAUAGCCACCUUGAGGAGUGGUAAUCUUACUAGUACUACAACAAAUGAAGUUGAAAGAAAACUAUUUUUAUAAUGAUGACACUUCAGUUAUACUAUUGUUUUUAACACUGUCAGUGAGUUUUGCGGAAGCUGUAAAGAGUACUCUGCUCAAACCAAACCAAAUCAUUUCUUUUUUAAAAAAUCUGAUCUACAAAAAUGUAAAGGUACAUCCUAAGAUAAUUGCAUUACAUUGCUAAUGCAAAUGCUAUUUAAAAUAAAAUUUGAGUCAAUUAGGUUAUAUUCAUGGAUAUAAAACCUUUUGAUUAAAGAGCUGCUCUUUAUUAAACCAGGAAAUGCAUUUUAAAAUAUAUUAAACUAUAUAUUUUAAAUCCAAGUAUUUGUAAAAACUGCAGGCAGCAGGCUCAUCCCUGUUUUUUUCCACACGGGUAUCUAUUGUGUGGCACACACACACACACAUACAUACAUAAUCUGCAAAUAACUGAUAUAUGAUGCUCUAUUUUAAAACUCAUUUUAUUCCCCUUCAAUUUUAUGCAGAUUUGAUUGAUUACUCAAUUUAACCUUAUAUGGGUGAUACGAGUUAAGGUUUCAUUAAUGGUGUGACAAUUAUAAAAAUUAAGAGCAAGUUCUUAAAGCAUUUUUUCAGCAAAUAACAAAGCACACCAGGAUCAUUUUCUCCUUAUAAUUGUCCCAUUAAUUGUAGAUAGGUGAGGAUCCUGCCCUGCCCCGCCCCCCAGUCGCCGCCCACAGCUCAGGAUACCUGAUAGCACAAGAUUUCGUUUUGUUUUUCAUGUCACAGAUUAACAAACACUUACCAAUCUGUGAUUGUAAAAGGAAGCAACUAAAAAUAGGAACAAAGUCUACCAAAGAGUGGGGUAAAUAUAUAAAGUUAUGACCCAGUGAUUGAUAAAUUAUAGCAAUUUCAAAUCAAUAUGAAAUUCCUAUGUUCAGUCGUAUUCAUUCUGUCAUACAGGCAUCAGUUUAAAUGUAUGUGAUGGGGGGGGAGGGAAUGACAGAGAAUUCAGUUACAUAAUCCAUUAACCAAGAUGGUUCAGCAGAAUCAAUGUCACAUUAGGUGCUUCAUGGCAGCCAGUUGCUGGAAAACAAACAACAGAAGCCACAUUUUGAAGAAUGUUUUUGCACAGCACUCCACCUUUGCUUCCCCAGGGUCCCUGAAAAAGAGUGCCGCUUUUGGGUCUAUGCUGAAGACUGCAUGGCGGCUGGAAAUAGUGCAGAAUGCAUCAACCUGACUCCUAAAUGUAUGGCAUGCUACAAGAGUUAUUGGGCUUCUUCACACAGGCAUCCAGGCUUCAUUCAAAGUGCUGCUUUGAUCUGUUUGAAAAUAAUUCGUUAUGUUGUAUAGAUGUGCCAUAUUCUUCAUACUCUUCACAGGCGGAGAGAGAUCUGUCAGGAAACAGUGGACCAACGUAAAGUAAUGGCAUUCCUUACCAUAGGUAAAAUAUUGUUCAGGUGAAAUAUUGUUUGUGCAGAUUCUUUGUUCAUUCUUAUUAUAUACAUCAAUUUUAUUUUAGCACUGUGCACGUAGCAUGCUUGCUUGCUUGCUUGUUUGCUUGCUUAUUUAUUUAUGAGACAUUGUUUCACACAAAGUAUUGGGUGAAACACACAAAGUAUUAACUCUGGGGUUCGGGUUAAGUUAGGGCUAGUAGCCUUUUUAAAAUAAUGUUUUUUUCUGUAAGAAAAAUAAUGGUUAUUCAGGUGAGGGCCUUGGCAAGCCACCAUGCCUUGUCUGUUCUGUUUCUUGUCAAUAAUAUUAGUUGGUACACAUCUCAGUAUCUUAAUGUAGAAGAUAUAGAGUAAUUUUUUUCUCCCCUUCUCUGACAGAAAUCAAUCAAAAUACAGCCCCUUCAAAGAUUUCAGCCAAAACAGAAAUAUCCAUAAUAAGCAGAUUCUAUCAAGGCCUUGCUCUUACAUUUAUGGUUAGCAAUGUAUUAUUAUUGUUGUUCUAUGAUUUUCUAGUGUUUAAAACUGCGCUACUUGCUGGUUAAAAACAAAACAGAGGAAAAAACAAGGGGCAUGAGGAAUAAGGGAUUUUUGCAUACAAUAAUGUAUAUGAAUAAAAAUGGAAAUUUAAGUAGAAAAACAAAAUGUGAACUAUUUUAUUUCACAGGAGUCCUCCCAUCCGAUACUUCUUUUGGUGAACACUUAGAAGCCAGUGGUGAACUUCGCCAUUCCCUGUCAUGGAUGUAA